AUGGGUGCAAGUGAAACAAAAGAACAACCACGUAACAUAACCAUCGACAACCCACUUCUUAUGACUGAAGCUGCACUACAACAACUUCAAUCAUCUGUUGGUAAAAGUGUUCCACAAGCUGUAACUCCUCGUACAUCAGGUACUGAUUCAUCAACAAAUAAUUUGCCAUUACCAACUAUUGAUACAACAGCAUCAGUUGAAACAUGGCGUGCACUUGCAUCAUCAGUUAAUGAUGCUGAAUUGCAACGUUUAAGACAAGAAUAUAAACAAAAACUACUUGACCAAGAUCAACAUAAUCGCGAAAAAUUAAAUUUAACUAAAGAAAAUUUAGCUGCAGAAAUAGAAAAAGUUGAAAAAAAAUUUUCCAAAUAUAUUUAUUCACCCAUAUGUGAAAUAGAACGUUCAGACAUUGAACAAUGUUAUUUAGCUAAUCCAAAACAAGUUUUAAAAUGUUCAUUAUUAGCUGAAAAAUUUAUUAAAUGUGUUGAACAACAUCGUGAACAAUCAUUACGUAUACCUCAAACACAAAUUAUUUCAUCGAACAAUACAGAAGUUCCUGAACAACAUGCAUAUGUUGAUCCACUUUCAGCUAAAACAUCUCCAACUGCUGAUUCGAAUUAA
Molecule: messenger RNA, 621 nt
Organism: Rotaria sp. Silwood2
Lineage: Eukaryota; Metazoa; Rotifera; Eurotatoria; Philodinida; Philodinidae
Source: the annotation of a GenBank genome assembly